Cylicostephanus goldi is the source of this 237-nucleotide messenger RNA. Lineage: Eukaryota; Metazoa; Nematoda; Chromadorea; Rhabditida; Strongylidae. The record is from the annotation of a GenBank genome assembly.
AUGAUUUGCGUUGAUCAUCAUCCGGAAGUCAAGCUCUUCUACGAAGACGAAUGGGAUGACGAUUUUCCGUUCCGAUCCCCAAAAGCAAGAAAGGAACGACGACCUAAGCAUAAGCCGGAUCUUGAGGAGGAUAUCAUAGAGGAAGAAGAAAAUGACAAUGAUGAUGAUGAAAACAAUGAGAAUGUCGAUCCACAAGUAGAUAGUGAUCUUCCGGCCAUGGAAGAGCUGAAGGAGAAG